Molecule: messenger RNA, 5455 nt
Organism: Phyllostomus hastatus (greater spear-nosed bat)
Lineage: Eukaryota; Metazoa; Chordata; Mammalia; Chiroptera; Phyllostomidae
Gene: HHIP
Product: hedgehog interacting protein
Exons: 14
Coding region: 544-2592 (682 amino acids)
Source: RefSeq, a predicted model, not a curated record
GUGGCAGCACCUCCCCGCGCGCUAGUUAAAAAGAAGAAGAAAAGAGGGAACGAAACAUGAGAGGCUGUGUGAGAAGCUGCAGCCGCCGGCAGAGGAGACCUCAGCAUCAUCUAGAGCCCAGCGCCGGCCCUGCGUUCGCCUGCCCCGCCGCCGCCGGUUCUGUUCCAGCUACUGUCUCACCUAAACAACUCCCGUUACACGGACAAGUGAACCUCCGCGGCCGGCUCCUCUUCUUCCUCCUCUUCCAACUGCCCCUCCGCCCACUGCCCAGCUGCAGCAGAAAGCCCCUAACCCCACUGACACUGGCACAGCUGUACACGGUGUCAUCCGCACAACUUUCUCUCGCUCCUCGGGCUCCCCCAAGGCACUGGACCCUCGUCUUUUAUUUUUGGCCAAGUUGCAUCGUCCCCACCACCUCCUUCUGCCUCGCAAGUGUCCCGCCGCCCUGCAGCCUCCUCCCGGCGCUGCGCCCUAGUGCCCCUGCUGGGCAGUGGCGUUCCCCCCCUCUCGCCCGCGCCCACCCCCGGCCGCUCCGGGCAGACGAUGCUGAAGAUGCUCUCAUUUAAGCUGCUGCUGCUGGCCGUGGCUCUGGGCUUCUUCGAAGGAGAUGCUAAGUUUGGGGAAAGGAACGAAGGGAGCGGAGCGAGGAGGAGAAGGUGCCUGAAUGGGAACCCCCCGAAGCGCCUGAAAAGGAGAGAUAGGCGGAUGAUGUCCCAGCUGGAGCUGCUCAGCGGGGGAGAGAUGCUAUGCGGCGGCUUCUACCCUCGGCUGUCCUGCUGCCUGCGGAGUGACAGCGCUGGGCUGGGGCGCCUGGAUCACAAGAUAUUUUCAGUGACCAACAACACUGAGUGUGGGAAGUUGCUGGAAGAAAUCAAAUGCGCGCUCUGCUCUCCGAAUUCUCAGGGCCUGUUCCACUCGCCCGAGAGGGAAGCCAUGGACAGAGACCCCGCGCUUCCCCUGCUCUGCAAAGACUAUUGCAAAGAAUUCUUCUACACUUGCCGAGGCCACAUUCCAGGGUUUCUUCAAACUACUGCUGAGGAGUUUUGCUUUUACUAUGCGAGGAGAGACGGUGGGCUAUGCUUCCCAGAUUUCCCGAGGAAACAAAUCAGAGGACCGGCGUCUAACUACUUGGACCAGAUGGAAGAAUAUGACAAAGUGGAAGAGAUCAGCAGAAAGCACAAGCACAGCUGCUUCUGCCUCCAGGAGGUGGUGAGCGGGCUGCGCCAGCCCGUGGGCGCCCUGCACAGUGGGGACGGCUCGCAGCGGCUCUUCAUCCUGGAGAAAGAAGGGUACGUGAAGAUACUCACGCCCGAAGGAGACAUUUUCAAGGAGCCUUAUUUGGAUAUUCACAAACUUGUUCAAAGUGGAAUAAAGGGAGGAGAUGAAAGAGGACUGCUAAGCCUUGCAUUCCACCCCAAUUACAAGAAAAACGGAAAGCUGUAUGUGUCUUACACCACCAACCAGGAGCGGUGGGCUAUGGGGCCUCACGACCACAUUCUCCGAGUCGUGGAAUACACAGUAUCCAGGAAAAACCCCCACCAAGUGGAUUCGAGAACCUCCCGGGUGUUUCUCGAAGUGGCCGAGCUCCACAGAAAGCAUCUGGGAGGGCAGCUGCUGUUCGGCCCCGACGGCUUCCUUUACAUCAUUCUCGGCGACGGGAUGAUCACGCUGGAUGACAUGGAAGAAAUGGACGGGUUAAGCGACUUCACAGGGUCUGUGCUCAGGCUGGACGUGGACACGGACGUGUGCAGCGUGCCCUAUUCCAUCCCGCGCAGCAACCCGCACUUCAACAGCACCAACCAGCCGCCCGAGGUGUUCGCCCACGGCCUCCACGACCCAGGCAGGUGCGCUGUGGACCGGCAUCCCACCGAUGUGAACAUCAAUCUAACAAUACUCUGUUCAGACUCCAAUGGAAAGAACAGAUCAUCAGCCAGAAUCCUACAGAUAAUAAAGGGGAAAGAUUAUGAAAGCGAGCCGUCACUUUUGGAAUUCAAGCCAUUCAGUAACGGUCCUUUGGUCGGUGGGUUUGUUUACCGAGGCUGCCAGUCGGAAAGGCUGUACGGGAGCUACGUCUUUGGAGACCGUGAUGGGAAUUUCUUAACUCUCCAGCAAAGCCCCGUGACCAGGCAAUGGCAAGAAAAACCACUCUGUCUCGGCAACGGUGCUUCCUGUCGGGGGUACUUUUCCGGUCACGUCCUGGGAUUUGGAGAAGAUGAACUAGGGGAAGUUUACAUUCUAUCAAGUAGUAAAAGUAUGACCCAGACUCAUAAUGGAAAACUCUACAAAAUUGUAGAUCCCAAAAGACCUCUGGUGCCCGAGACGUGCCGAGUGGCCGUGCAGCCUGCCCAGACGCUGGCCUCCGAGUGCUCCCGGCUCUGUCGCAACGGCUACUGUACCCCCACAGGGACCUGCUGCUGCAGCCCAGGAUGGGAAGGGGACUUCUGCAGGAUCGCAAAAUGCGAGCCGGCAUGCCGCCACGGUGGAGUCUGCAUCAGACCCAGCAAGUGCCUCUGCAAGAAAGGGUACCUCGGCCCCCAGUGCGAACACGUGGACAGAAACGUCCGCCGAGUGACCCGGGCAGACAUCACCUAGAUGAAACACCUUUACCCUGUCCUGUAAAAUACUAAAGUUACAUUUUUCACCAACUUAAUUGGAAAGAAGGGGAGUGAGAAAGCAGACAGCCUUAAAGGUGCUGUGGAUCUAACCUAGCAGUGGAUCCUUGGGCCGACAUGUAAUCACUAACGACGGAUGAAAAAGCAAGAAAACAGCCAAUCCUUAUAAAAUUCCAGCAUUACACGUUGGUCAAGUGCUUUUCACCGUAGCGAGACUGUCAGUGGAUGUGAUUAGAAUGUCACAGAUGGCACACUCGGUCGCACCCCACUGGACAAGAACUCACUCGUUUUUAGCAAAUCUUGGCUGUGCUAAGCGGUCACUUGGACACAUUUUUAAUACAGUAAUUCUUGCCAAAUAUGACUCGUGUAAAUGUUCCUUCAGGACUCAGUGAAAACCCUCCGUGGUGAAUGUAUGAAUCAGUUUCUGUAAAUGUUCUGUCCAGGUUUUGAAAGCAAUGCUAUGUUCUAACUUACAAUUGCAAAACAUCGGAUAGACAGUUCUCUUAACGGUUUUCAAGGCCAGCUCUCCGUGUUUGGAUUGUGACAAAAUUGUAAGGCCUCUUUGCACUACUGAAAAAAAAACCUGUCGUGACACACGCACACCCUCUGUAGGUUUCCCUUCAGUGAACAGCAGUCCCUCCAGAAUCUAAAUUGGAGAGUAGUGGAGAUUAUGCAGCACAGGCUGACUUUCCAGACCUGCUCCUUACUUUUAGGAAUACGAACCUCAAUUAAAAAGAAUACGAUCUCGCCACUAGUACUCCUCUAUUGUUUUAAGGCGGGAGAGAUGCAAUUAGAGCGCAGGGAGCAUUUAUGCAGGAACCACAGCGUGGAAAGACCGGUGAAGUGCACUGUGCUUGUCUUCCGUAUAUGAUGACUUAAGUUUCGAGUGACCUCAUGCCAAAUGGAAAUGGGUUGAGAAAUCUUGGUUCAGUGCCUAGUGGACAAUAGCCUGCAUUAAAAAGUGCAUGCAUAAUUUUGCACAAUUUAGAUUCAAUUGACAGUCUAUUCAAAGAAGUCUCAGGAUUAAAUGAGCAUGGAGACCAAAUUGCCCUCUUACCCCAGAAAAGGGGUGGUCCCUGCUAGUCACGCUAACACUUCAUUGGACCAACAGUGUGACAAAUCUUGCAAUGAACCCUGCAGUAGCCUUCAUCUGUAGGUUAAUAGCAGUCUUUUGUCUCCACGGCUUUCUCUUCGUAGCCCUUUUACUGAAUUCCAUCACAGAAAGUUUUACAAUUAAAAAAAAAAAUGUCCUGACAACCAUUUUUGUAAAUGAACCUUACCAUCUAAUUGUCCCUUAUUCAGCAUGGUGACAUUAACAGAAUGUGAACUUCUUGUGAGGGAGCCAGCUGUCUAAACCUGGCAGAUUGUGCAGUUUUAUACACAUUCUCCCAGUCAUCGCUUCACUGAAAGCAAUCACGAUAUUGCUAUAGAUGGAGCAAGAUCUGAAAAUCCAGCCUUUCUCCUCACGUCCUUAAUCUUUCCACCUCUUCCAAAAGGACCCUUGCAAAAAACAAGGUGUGAUAUUGCCAUUAGUUCUCCUCUUUAAAAAUAUCUAUAUUAAACUGACCAGACCCACAUUUUGGCACAGGCCUCUCCCCAGGAACACAUGCACCCCAAGUGUCACUGCCUUUGCUCUUGUGAGUCCUUGGAAGGAAAGACCAAAGUCUUCCAAAAAGGAAGAGAGCGAGGCCUGCGGAUAUUAUGCCUGAGCAAAGAACAGAAAGUCAUUUCUUUCCGUUCUCAGAAAAGACAUAAAUAGCAGAGGUUAACGGAUGGCUACGCGUUUUGAACUCAGUGAUCAUUUCCAAAAUCUUUGGAACUUUUCAAGUAGGUUUUUAAAAUCCACAACUGGAGAACUGUCUUCAGUGAUUCAUAAAAAGGGACUGAGAGGAACUGGUUAAAAAGUAUGAGCUAAGGAAAAGCGAUGGCCCCGUCACACGGUGACGGCAUCUGCGCCAACUCGGUCCAGAGCGCGCCCCCUCCACCUGGAAGAACAGUGCCCUCGCUGGGAACACAGGUGUGUGAAACAAAGUAGCGAAGUGGGAAAAGGUCUGUGGUUAUGCCUUUGUCCAUUCUAGAGCUUAAUAUAUGAGUGUCAGUUUAAUCGGAACUGCUGUUAUGGCAGGUUAUAAAGAGUUGGAAAGAAACUUUCUGCCACGGCUUCUGCCACACUUUUCCCUAGUUCAGAGAACCUUGAUUUCCUGCCAGUCACAUAUGGUGAUGAGAAGAACACAGAACUGACACAUUAUUAAAGUGAAAAGAAGGGGCGAUUUCAGAAACCCGAGUGAUGAUAAAAAGUACUUUCAUCCAUACCUUUCUUGGAAUUUUGUUUUAAUGUGGAUUAUAAAAAAUUUGUUUCAUCACAAAGAGUACUCAGAUGUUUUUCUCAGAUUAAGGGAUUAUCUCUUAAAGAGCAAAGAAACCUACACCAGUAUGUACACACAACCUAAAUAGAAAACUUUUUCAUUUGCAUACUUCAGAACAAGCACUUCUCUAUUUAUUUGUUUGAAAAUAAUUAGAUAAUAAUGUACUAACAAUUUUAAUAUAUUUCUUUUUAAUAUCGUUUGUAUCUCUGAAUCGUAUACAAAAGUCUACUAGGUAUGAAGGCAUGAGGUUAGAUGCUACAUCUAGGGUCAUUUAAAGUACACAAUAAUUUAAACUUUUAUUAGUCAAACUUUUAGUUUUAAAAGAUAAAAGAGAAACCAAGUCCAAAUUUUUAAGAGAAAAAAUAAGGUAUAGCACAGGCAGUUGUAGUUGGCCGAUCAAUGAAGUUUCUGAGCAUCUCUAUAGAAUGUUACUUAUGAGACCUAUUUCUCUCUCUCUCUCUCCCUCUCUCUCCCCCU